AGCCUCCAUCCCCCCUUGUGUGAUUUUUGAGUGCUCCUUGCAUAUCUCUGGUUUCGUUAGUGAAAAUUUAGAAAAAUGCAGAAGCUUCCGCAAUCUGUUGAUUUUGCUCUAAAGGAGACCUCACCAAACAUUGGUGCGGGAUCUGUCACGGGCAAUAAACUUUCAUGCACCUAUGACCUUGUUGAGCAAAUGCAAUAUCUCUAUGUUCGUGUGGUGAAAGCUAGAGAUUUGCCUCUCAAAGAUGUUACUGGUAGUUGCGAUCCAUAUGUUGAAGUAAAGCUUGGAAAUUACAAGGGAGUCACUAAGCAUUUUGAGAAGAAAAGCAACCCAGAAUGGAAUCAGGUUUUUGCUUUCUCGAAAGAUAGAAUUCAAGCUUCAGUUCUGGAGGUGUUUGUGAAGGAUAAGGAUGUUGUCUUAGAUGAUCUGAUUGGUUGGAUGAUGUUUGAUCUCAAUGAAGUGCCAAAACGUGUUCCGCCGGAUAGUCCUUUGGCACCACAGUGGUAUAGACUGGAAGAUAGGAAGGGUGGUAAGAUUAAGUCUGGGGAGCUGAUGCUGGCUGUUUGGAUGGGAACUCAAGCAGAUGAGGCAUUCCCUGAUGCCUGGCAUUCAGAUGCAGCCAGUGUUGGUCCUGAUGGUGUUAACAACAUCCGAUCUAAGGUAUAUCUUUCACCCAAGCUUUGGUAUGUUAGGGUCAAUGUGAUUGAAGCUCAGGACUUGGUGCCUAGUGACAAAAGUCGGUUCCCAGAAGUAUUUGUGAAGGGCACCCUAGGAAAUCAAGCACUGAGAACCAGAACAUCUCAAAUUAAGACUAUCAAUCCAAUGUGGGAUGAUGACUUGAUAUUUGUAGCUGCUGAACCUUUUGAGGAGCCUUUGAUUUUGACUGUGGAAGAUAGAUUGGGACCAAAUAAAGACGAAGUUUUGGGUAAGUGUGUGAUCCCUUUGCAACUUGUGCAGAGGAGGCUAGACCACAAGCCAGUUAACACUAGGUGGUUUAAUCUUGAGAAGCAUGUGGUUUUAGAUGGGGAACUAAAGAAAGAAACCAAAUUUUCCAGCAGGAUUCAUGUGAGGAUCUGUUUAGAUGGAGGGUAUCAUGUUUUGGAUGAAUCAACUCACUACAGCAGUGACCUUAGGCCAACAGCAAAACAGUUAUGGAGGCCUAGCAUUGGGAUUUUGGAACUGGGGGUUCUAAGUGCUGUGGGGCUGAUGCCUAUGAAGACAAAGGAUGGCCGAGGUACGACAGAUGCUUAUUGUGUUGCUAAAUAUGGGCAGAAAUGGGUCCGGACAAGGACAAUUGUUGACAGUUUCACUCCGAGGUGGAAUGAGCAGUACACUUGGGAGGUUUUCGACCCAUGUACUGUCAUUACAGUUGGGGUUUUUGAUAAUGGUCACCUUCAUGGUGGUGGAGGGGGGAAGGACUCAAGAAUUGGGAAAGUGAGGAUUCGUCUAUCCACACUCGAAACUGAUAGAGUUUAUACUCAUUCCUACCCUCUUCUGGUCCUGCAUCCUUCUGGGGUGAAGAAGACGGGUGAAGUUCAGUUAGCUGUGAGGUUCACAUGCUCAUCUCUGGUUAAUAUGUUGCACAUGUAUUCACAUCCGUUGUUGCCAAAAAUGCACUACAUUCAGCCAUUGUCAGUGAUGCAGCUUGAUAGCUUGAGGCACCAAGCAAUGCAGAUUGUCUCGAUGAGGCUGAGCAGGGCUGAACCACCUUUGCGGAAAGAGGUUGUGGAAUAUAUGCUAGAUGUAGAUUUGCAUAAGUGGAGCAUGAGGAGGAGCAAAGCUAACUUUUUCAGAAUUAUGGGUGUUCUAAGUGGCUUGAUUGCUGUUGGAAAAUGGUUUGAUCAAAUCUGCUAUUGGAAGAACCCUCUGACUACCAUUUUAAUUCACCUACUUUUCAUAAUCUUGGUCCUUUAUCCUGAGCUAAUACUUCCCACAGUUUUCCUCUACCUUUUCGUGAUUGGACUAUGGAACUUCCGGUGGAGACCAAGGCACCCUCCUCACAUGGACACGCGGCUUUCUCAUGCUGAUGCUGCUCAUCCUGACGAACUUGAUGAAGAAUUUGACACAUUCCCAACUUCCAGACCAUCAGAUAUUGUCAGAAUGCGAUACGAUCGUCUAAGAAGUAUUGCAGGGAGGGUUCAGACUGUAGUAGGUGAUCUCGCAACUCAAGGGGAGAGAUUCCAGUCUCUGCUGAGUUGGAGAGACCCGAGGGCUACCACGUUAUUCGUGACAUUCUGCUUAAUUGCUGCCAUAGUUCUCUAUGUCACUCCUUUUCAGGUUGUAGGCCUUCUUAUCGGCAUUUAUGUGCUACGACAUCCCAGGUUCCGCCACAAGCUUCCUUCAGUUCCCCUCAACUUCUUUAGGAGGUUGCCUACAAGAUCUGACAGCAUGCUAUAAGCUAAGUUCUCCCCCCAGCGCAGCUCCUAUCAGCAAGGUGGAACAUGCAUCAAUUAGACAAGCACAUUCAUGGUCCAGAUAUAAUGUCUUUUUUUUUUCUUUUAAUCUAAUUCCAUUGGCAAAUUCCAUGAAUUGCAGCUUGUUUGUGUUUAUUCCCAGAAACAUUGGGGACAAAAGGAUGGUUUUGCUUGAAGGUUUAGUUCUUCAGUGUGUUAGGAGCUUUGUGGAUUUUA
Populus euphratica (Euphrates poplar) is the source of this 2627-nucleotide messenger RNA. Its product is annotated as Calcium-dependent lipid-binding (CaLB domain) plant phosphoribosyltransferase family protein. The coding region runs from base 76 to 2394 and encodes 772 amino acids. NCBI's taxonomy places the organism in Eukaryota, Viridiplantae, Streptophyta, Magnoliopsida, Malpighiales, Salicaceae. The transcript is spliced from 2 exons. The record is from RefSeq and is a predicted model, not a curated record.